Messenger RNA from Elgaria multicarinata webbii, 6127 nucleotides. RefSeq names its product insulin like growth factor 2 (gene IGF2). Lineage: Eukaryota; Metazoa; Chordata; Lepidosauria; Squamata; Anguidae. The transcript is spliced from 4 exons. Gene Ontology annotation, cellular component: extracellular region. Gene Ontology annotation, biological process: positive regulation of peptidyl-tyrosine phosphorylation; positive regulation of insulin receptor signaling pathway; regulation of muscle cell differentiation. Gene Ontology annotation, molecular function: hormone activity; growth factor activity; insulin-like growth factor receptor binding. The record is from RefSeq and is a predicted model, not a curated record. The coding region runs from base 1587 to 2216 and encodes 209 amino acids.
ACAAGAAGCCCAUUUAUUAUUAUACAAAAAUUAUAAAAAAGCUGAUGUAUCCCAUAGUUGUUAAACAAUAGUGGUGGGGAUAUGGGAUACAUCAGAAUUUUUGUAAUUUUUGUGUAAUAAUAGAUGGGUUUCUUGUUAAUCAUCUCUCUCCACUAGUGGUUUAGGUAGUUGUGUGCGUUCAGGCACCUUAUAUAUAUAUUAGUCAUUUAAAAACUACUGCCUUCUAUUUGUUUGUGAAAAUGGUUUGUUGCCUGGCAUAGGAGGCAGAAGGGAGCACUUUCAGCUAGCUGAAGCCCACUUUUGCCUUAAAGAAAAGUACUGCUUGAAAAAAAGUAUAAAACAAUAACAAAGCAGAUCAAUGGCAUUAAAUUCUGCUGACUUGGUUGCGUUUUGCUUUGUUUCUACUGUGUGUGCGUGUGUGCGCACGCAAGCAUGCAUACAUGCAUGCAUGUGUGUAAGGCAGCUAGGCAAAAGAGGACCAACCUACGCAUAUCUGAAUGAUAGCUCUGUAGAUUGAUCCUAUUGGGGACCAUUCAAAUUCUGAAUACAAUUAGAUGAGGAAGCAUCUAUCCUUGGGUCUCUGUGUUGAUACUGAGUGAGACCGCCCAAGUUAGAGGCAGCACUUUCCACAUCUGUGAGCAAAAAAGUCUAUGUUCUCUUGGCAGUGCCUGCUUUCACCUUUUUGUCUUGCCCUUUUGAAGGCCCUUUCUAUGGCACUUUGAUGAAGCAGCCUUGCAAAUAAGUCCACAAAACCUGCUAGUAGAGCUGUCACUUAGAGGAAUGUUAGUCAAUUAAUCACGUGAGUUUUAAGUCACUUGAUUUGAUUUUAAAGUGGCAUAAAUUUGCAUAUGAAUAAAGCAAUAGUACUUUCUUUGUUCUGAGGUGAUGCAUGCAGGCAAGAGGGAGGUGCAGAAUCCAUCCCAUUUGUUGCAUUUUUAAAAAGAAAUGAUAGCAGUGUAAUCGAGAUGGCAAGCACGCCCCUCUGCUCCCCUUUUUUUUUAAAGCCCAAGGAUUUAAACCUUAAGCAUGCAUAUCUAGUAUAGAGGCAUACUAAAUUGUAUAGUCCGUCACUCUGUGCACAACCAUUUAUUUAUUUAUUGCAUUCAUAUCCCACCUUUUUUCCUCCAGGAACCCAAGGCAGCAUACAUAAUCCUCCUCCUCUCCUUUUUAUCCUCUCAACAACCCUGUGAGGUAGGUUGGGCUGAGAGUCUGGGACUGGCUCAAAGUCACCCAGUGGGUUUCCAUGGCCGAGUGAGGACUAGAACCCAGAUCUCUCGAUUCCCAGUCCAACCCUUUAGCCACUACACCACUGAGUUGUCCAUAGAUAGUCCUUCCUGAAACACUGAAGGGGGGGGAUCUGUUUCAUUCUCCCCGUUCCUAACAGGCAGUCCUGAAAUGCACAUGAAAGAAGGGAGUGGAGUGUGGGUUAGGGUGUGGGCCCUUAGAGUCAUGCAAUACGAUAUGGUUGGGAGGGUUACAAAAGCUUACUGCAAGUAGGCCACAUGGCCACACUGGCUACUAAGCCUUUGUUAUCUCUCCUGACCCAUUGUCUCUAGACUCCAGUGGAGUAAACACAAAGAUGCAAGAUGGGUUGUUUUCAGAAGACUUCAUCUGGGGAUAGGAAAGAGGAGACAGUUCAACACCAGGUGCAGACGAUGUGCAGCUCCAGGCGGAUACUGCUGCUCGCACUCACCUUCCUGGCCUACACGGUUGAUUCUGUCUCUGCAUAUGGCCCAGCGGAAACUCUCUGUGGCGGAGAGUUGGUGGACACAUUGCAGUUUGUCUGCGGGGACCGAGGUUUUUACUUCAGUAGGCCUGUGGGCAGGAACAGAGGACGGCUCCACCGUGGCAUAGUGGAGGAAUGCUGCUUCCGGAGUUGUGAUCUUAACCUCUUGGAAACUUACUGUGCAAAAUCGGUCAAAUCAGAGCGAGAUGUCUCAUCGUCUUCUCUUGUAGUCUUACCAGCACUAAACAAGGAUUCCUUUCAAAAGCCCUCUCAUGCCAAGUAUUCAAAAUAUGACAUAUGGCAGAAGAAAAGCUCACAGCGCCUUCAGAGAGGGGCGCCCAACAUCCUCCGUGCCCGCAGGUAUCGAUGGCAAAGCGAAGGACUGCAAGAGUCUGAGGAAUCUAAGGUCCAUCGCCCCUUAGUUGUCCUGCCUACCCAGAAGCCUCUUGUUGUUCAAACCACCUCAGAAACAUCAGGCAGCCAGAAGUGAACUGCAUUGAACAAUUUGUAAACUGGAUUCUUUCUCGUUUUUUGGCUUCCCAGUCUCAUGGGAGGUAUUUCCCUGGCCUGGCCCUACCCUUUUCUCUCCCCACAAACCAAUGUGGAGGGAGGGAGGGCAUAUGCCCUUUCACACCAAGGAGCAACAACAACAAAAACCGGGGCACCAUAACACCAAACAGCUGGCAUAGAAAGAACGGGAUUACAACUUCGGCGGUGGCAGCAACAUUUCUGUGGCAUUGUCUUUAAUUUUUUUUUAAAUCUAUUCGUUGGUAUUGUUCCUUUCCUACCCAGUAUUUCAGCCUUUACUUAAAAGGGUCAGUUAAGGCACUUGAACUAUUUAAUAUUGUGCCCCUGCCUUUCAGUCUAUAUACCAACCAAUGAAGACAGAGCAAGAGAAGAGAAUGACACUGAAAGAAACCCAGUUUGUGUCUGUAUUGACAAUAAAAGUGAAAGCGGGGUGGGGGGGGAUGAGAUCUGAGGGUUUUAAAUUUUUGGCCUCACUUCCACCCCAUUAUAUUGUUUAAGAAGUCACAACUUAGUCUACAGUAUGUGUUUGAGGGUUUUGUGUUUUGUUUUGCACGUUUUAAAAGCCAGAGAAGAAAUGAGGCCCACUACCUUUUCCAAAUGUACUUGCACCUUUUAAAAAUCACCGAUGAAGUGAAAGAGAGAGCGAGAGUGUGUGAAUGUAGGUUCACUUUAAUGGAGGCGGCGUCUGCAUUGCACAUUUGCCACAGAUUUAGUUGAAUUAUAUAAAUAUAUAUUAUAUAUAACAUUUUUUUGUUUUUGGCAGAAAAGCACUAUUUUUAAUGGGACCAUUUUGUGUGUGUGUAUGUGUGUGUAGUAACUGAAGAGGGAUUGUAAUGUUUAAAUAUUGUUAUGGUGCUAAUGUAAGUUGGAAGGGGGAAAACGAACCCAGAAAAUUACGAGAGGGUGGGGUGGGAAGGACAAGAUCUCGAAUACUGAACUUGAAAUUUUUAGCUUUUCGUUUUAGGAAAGUGUGAUAAGUGUGUUCCUUUUUUUUUUCUCUUCUGAAAUAUAGCUUGGUCAUGACCAUAUGAGCUAAUUGCCUUUCACUCAUAUACAUAAAAUGCACGCACAUGCAGAAACACAAAAUCACCUAUAUGCAUUUAGAUCAGAAUAAUUUUCCCAUCCUUAAGUCACUCUCUGAUAUCCAGAACCUAGAGCAUGCCUACUGCAAAGGCAUAUGCAUGUGCUUUGUGAGUUUUCUCAUUCAGUUUUGUGGAACUAUUCACUGUACAUAGAGCACCCAUUGGCCUUUGCAGCAUGAGGGUCCCCAUUCUGUCAUUUUUCUGUCUGCCACCUUCUCUGUGAUCUGGUGCCAUUUUCUCAGUUACAUCUUUCAAGUUUGGCAAGAGCAGAAAUUGUCGUCCAAAUGAGCCUCUCUUGGAGGGGUAGCUCAAAUGACUGCUUACCUUGCUGCUUCUUUUGCUUCCUUCCUCCUUGUCAAAAAGGGAAGGUACAGUUCUUUUGAGGGCUCUCUCUUGUGCACCCCAUAAUGGCAGCAAUAACAGAUAACCACUUUAAAAGUUCAUGUUUUCCUCCUCCCUACUAGAGGGAGGGAAAGCUGCAAAGGGGAAGGAGUAGAGUAAGGUAAUAAACCUGGAAGAAAGGUUGGUCCUCUUCACCACCUCAUAUUUCUUGAGCUUCAAGGGAGGCUUAGCUCUUCCUCAUCCCCUUCCUUGGGAGUGCAAAGCCAGAAUCUGAGUUGAUGUAUAAGGGGUAGGAAAGUGAGUCAAGCCAAUUGUGUUUGCUUGAAGCCUAGGAUUUGACUGGAGAAGUGUGCAGAAGAUGGUAUAAUAGUAAUGACAUUACAUAAUCGCCUGUCUAUCAACCAUAAAAACGGGAAACACAAUAUCCCUAUCAUAUAUACUCAGUUGCUUAGAAAAAGGGGGGACAUCUAAUCAGUUCUGUACCUGCUUUGCCUUAUAUAUAUAUAUCUAUAUAUAUCUGUACAUUUAAAGGACAUAAAAGAUUACUUGAAUUAUAUUCCUUUUUUUAAAAGCAAGUGUAGGGUUUUUUGGUUGUUUUUAAAUGUGUUAUCAGUUUUGAAAUUGUUACCUUGCAAUCUUGAGCCAUGAAGCCAUUGGGGUGGUGUUUUUUGUUUUAUUUUCCAUGGCACUGCAAAACACUACACAACAAAACCUUAAUCUGUUAUAAAGGAGGGGAAAAUAAAUAAGCCAGUUAUAAAGUUCAGGGGCAGAAAAGGGUGGGUGGGUUAAAAUUUAUAUUUGCAAAUGAAAAGCUUCAAUGGAAGCUCUUUACCAAAAGACCCCACUUUUUUAAAGUAAGAAGUAAAAUAUUCACCUUAGAGUAUUGAGCCUUCUUUAUAGUUGCCUAUGUAUGCUGUGCUAGAGAAGAGAACAGGGAGGAUCAUUUUCUUUUCAAGGCAUAAGAGUGAUGAAAGAGCAAAGGGAAUUUAUAUACAGUCUAGGCUCAGUUUGCAAUAUUCUUAACAAAUCUGGCCCUGCUGUUGCAAAGCAGUUAAGUAAGUGCUCGCUUUGAGCUUAUGGAAUAUUUGUCUCAAGUCAAUGGAAUGUCCAUAAAGUUAAAUACACACUUAAGUAGAGGUAAAGUGUUUUUAUGUUUUACCAAUACUUUUCAGGGGGAGGGGGGGGGAAAUUGGAAAUGUAGAUUCAAGGCCAACUCAAUGAAAAUGUGUGGCCCAAAUUCCAAGGUAAUAAACUUGGACAAGAAGAUUCCUGAAUGUGAUCACCAACGGAGUGCUGGAUAGUACCUUGGCUGGUUGGCUUUCCUUUUCAGGCUGACAAUGCACUCUUUAAGGUUUCAAUCCUAUGCAUGCAUACUUGGGAGUAAGCCCCAUUAAACUGAGUAAUCAUGCAUAUGAUUCAGGCUGCUUGCUUUAUGCAAAACUAGUCAUGGUGCAGGCAAACGAAAUGUGUUCUAGUAUUGGGAUAUUCAAAUACACCAAAGGGAACACGCUCGUUGUUCAGGUCACAUUGGUGCCUUGGAAAUACUAACCUGAGAUAGAUCAAACUGGCCCAAGAGACCUGCAAAAUCUGUACUAAGGCAUGCAGUGUUUGAGUGAGUGGUAUUAGGGUAUGGAUGUCUUCAAGCCUUCCGUUGCAGUGAGCAAAUGCAUAACUGAUUUGGUGAGGUUGCUUGUACCACAAAAAUAACCAUGGAGAUCAACCCCUACUGAAAAGCAACAUUUUACAUGAAAUUACAUGAAAGGAAGAGUGGCUAUAUUUACAGUAGAAAACUGAGCACUAUGAGUUAGGUGUAAAAUAAAUACCGUUAUUGGUGCACAAUUGAUUCUUGGGGCAUUUUUAGUUUAUGAACUAGUAUUUAGUUAUUAUUUUUGGGUAAAGUGGAGCAAACCCACUUUAAAGUGGGCAGACCCACUUUAAAAAACUGAACACAAAAACAUUGCUGGAACAUGUACCGGUCUGUUUUUUUCCACCCAUCUGGUGCAAAGCGGCUGCACUUGUGGGAAGGAGCAUGGUUUCCCCAACUGGUUCCACUAUCUUACUGUCCCAUAACAAGCUUCAUCCAUUUCAUUCUGCCUGAUUGCAAAGGCUCAGUCUUUUGGUGAUGGACCUAGCUGCCUCUGCACUAAAUGAAGGGAAGAAUUGUAUUUGUUGUUUUAAAAAAACCUGUUGUGUUUGUUUGUGUGUAUGUGUGUGUGUGUGUGUGUUUUGGUUUUGGUUUUAUUUUUUUUGUCAUUGUAUGUAUUUUUGUCUGCUCAAGUUUUAUAUGAUGGGGAGGGAGUGGGGAAGGGGGCGGGAAAUGGGGAUUGAUGUAUCUUGAAAUAUUUCACUUGUGUGCACUCAAUAUGCAAGAGUCAAACUGCCCGGAUUCUGCACCUAUUGUACUUUUCAUUCGUAAUACAGUAUCAAUAAAGCAAUCAGUUAUAAUGUA